Tetrahymena thermophila SB210 is the source of this 672-nucleotide messenger RNA. RefSeq lists its product as hypothetical. NCBI's taxonomy places the organism in Eukaryota, Ciliophora, Oligohymenophorea, Hymenostomatida, Tetrahymenidae. The record is from RefSeq and is a predicted model, not a curated record. The transcript has a single exon.
AGACUUGAAAAACUACAAAUUCAAAGAAAAAAUAAUACAAGAGCUCCAAAAUAGACCUAAUCAAGACAACCACAAAUUUAUGAUUUAUAAUACUACCUUCAAGAACUUUUACUUGGAUUUCCCUAAAUACAAAAACAUACAUAUCAUUUGGCUAGUGUGGUCUACAUUCUUAUUAGCCUCUUUUUUUGGGAUAUUCUAUGUCUAUAUCUACUAUUUUGUUAUUCAGUAAAGUUGAUUGAUUUAACUUUAGCCAUAAAACUUGCUUGUAACAAAAAUCUAGAGCUUUUCACAAACAGUAUAAUAAGUGAAGCAACUUAUUUAAUAAAUUUACAUAAAAAUAACUAAAUUAUAAAAUUUAAUAUAAAAAUGUAACAAAUAUUUUUAUCCAUUAUUAGUACAUACAAAUAUAUAUAAGAUUAAUUAAAAUACAAUCAUAAAUCCUAUCAUUUUAUAAAAAUAAGGAGUAUUUAAACCAUUUUUAAUCUUUAUUUUAGAUAUUACAUUUAUUAAUUAAUUAAUUACAGAAAAGAUAAAAUUAUCUUAGAUUCAAAAAUAACUAUCAAAUUCAACAAUAUUAAUUUAUAAUUUAAUCUUAAAUAUUAUAAAAUAAUAAUAAUAACAAUAAUCAGGGGGUUAUAAAUUAUGCUCAACCUUUUUCUAAAUGAUCAUUGA